Messenger RNA from Homarus americanus (American lobster), 4059 nucleotides. RefSeq names its product monocarboxylate transporter 12-B-like. Gene Ontology annotation, biological process: monocarboxylic acid transport; transmembrane transport. Lineage: Eukaryota; Metazoa; Arthropoda; Malacostraca; Decapoda; Nephropidae. Gene Ontology annotation, molecular function: monocarboxylic acid transmembrane transporter activity. The record is from RefSeq and is a predicted model, not a curated record. The coding region runs from base 1004 to 2752 and encodes 582 amino acids. The transcript has 7 exons.
GUGUGUGUGUGUGUGUUCUGUUUUUCCACUCUUCAUAUAAUAAGUAUAAAAAGUGUUAUACUGACAGCUAAGAGCUAAGAAAAUGUUAUACGGACAGCUAAGAGCUAAGAAAGUGUUAUACGGACAGCUAAGAGCUAAGAAAGUGUUAUACGGACGGCUAAGAGCUAAGAAAGUGUUAUACUGACAGCUGAGAACAAAGAAAGUGUUAUACGGACAGCUAAGAGCAAAGAAAGUGUUAUACGGACAGCUAAGAGCUAAGAAAGUGUUAUACUGACAGCUGAGAGCUAAGAUAGUGUUAUACUGACAGCUAAGAACUAAGAAAGUGUUAUACGGACAGCUUAGAGCUAAGAAAGUGUUGUAAGGACAGCUAAGAGCUAAGAAAGUGUUAUACUGACAGCUGAGAGCUAAGAUAGUGUUAUACUGACAGCUAAGAAAUAAGAAAGUGUUAUACGGACAGCCUAGAGCUAAGAAAGUGUUAUACGGACAGCUAAGAGUUAAGAAAGUGUUGUACGGAAAGCUGAGAGCUAAGAAAGUAUUAAAAGGACAGCUAAGGCAAUAAAGUGCAUUAAACUGCCAAUUAGGAGCUGUAAAAACUAAUAAAAACAGACAGACAGAGAGACAAGUACGGACAUAUACUGUAUUUCGUAAAACAGUUGGACUGUAGUGGACCAAUGCCAAGGUGAAGUGUAUAAGUGGACUGGCGCCAUCUCCAGAAUAUCAUUGCCAGGCGAGCUAUACAGGGCUUAUUAUGAUGACACACACACACACACACACACACACACACACGGACGCACGCAUACUAUGAUGACUGUUAUCAUCAGCCAUCUUUGAGCACGUAUCCCCUCACUGGACCCAUAAUGCACCACACACAACAACUAUGACGUCAUGGGAGAAUCGGUUUUUAUCAUUGAUGGUCUUAGAAGCUAAAGGGGGAGGUAGAGCCCCCACUUAGUGUUGAUAAAAAGAAGUAAAUCACACAGUCAAAGUUAAUCUACUCAAGGUUAUGGAGUCCGGACACACAGUGGGCAGGUGUGAGUUUGAGGCAGACAACAUGAACGAUAAACAAACCUUGGCAGCAGCAACCAGAGAGGAGGUUAAUAACUUGAGUGAAUAUAACCACACACACAAAGAAACAGAUGAUAAUACAGAAAUAGUAAUAAAAGAGACCAAGAAAGAAGCAGAGAGUGUACAUCGAACAGCAGAAACAAUGGAAGAUGAGAAAGACCUCAGUGUAAAUGGUGUGACACAGAGAAAGACGGAUAAUAAUAGAGAGGAAGAGAUAAAUGGAGGAGAGGAGGAGGAGGAGGAAGAAGUGAAAGACCUCAGUGCACAUGGCCUGAUACACAGAAAGAAAGAUAAUAAGAAGGAGGAAGAGAUGCAGGAAGGAGACGAGGAAGAGGAACAUCUGGCACCUGAUGGAGGCUGGGGGUGGGUGGUGGUGGUCGGCGCCUCACUCAUCUUGGUGCUGGUAGACACGGUGGGGCAGUGUUUCGGCAUUAUCUUCUCUACCCUUCUCUUGGAGCUGGAGGCGCCCUCAGCCAUGACUGCCUGGAUCUUCAAUAUGUUCGGUUUCCUGUGGUGCAUGACGGGGCCGCCCCUCGGACCUCUCGUGGCGGAGUUUGGCUGGAGGAGAGUGACCUUUGUAGGGUCUAUCAUGCUCACCCUCUCCACCGUCACCUCCGCCUUCGUCACUUCUCCCUGGGAGCUCUUCUUCACGUAUUCCGCUCUAGGAGGUAUAGGAUGUGGCAUCAUCUCCAACAUCAGCUACAUGAUAGUCCCUUACUACUUCAGCAAGAGGAGAGGACUAGCUAAUGGCAUAAUCAUGUCAUGGGACUGUGGGGGUCAGCUGCUAGGGCCGCUCUUGAUACAGUAUUUACAGACCGUGUAUGGCUUCACGGGCUCCAAUCUUAUUCUCGGUGGUGUUGUCCUUCACUGCUGUGUCGGUGCCAUGGUCUUCCACCCAGUUAAGUGGCACACAAAGAAAAGUAAACGUGAAGUGGCAAAUAUAAGUAAAGAUGAUAAAGUUUGUGAGUAUGGUAGUAACUUAAAUCAGAAUUGUAGUUCGUCGUGCAUAAGUCGGUGGAUGAUGAUGACUCGCCUGGCUCGCUCCACUCUGGCUGACUUGCGGGUCCUGAGGUCGGCGAGGGCGGUCAUCAUUGCCCUCGGCGCUACUUUCAUGUUCAAUGGAUACCUCAACUUCCUGGCCUUUGUACCCUUCAGCAUGCAGUUGUCCGGGUUCACCCUCCAGGAGGCCGCUUGGUGUGUGUCAGUGUCCGGGAUGUGCAACAUGUUGACUCGGAUCGUGGUGUCAACACUCACCGACACUUACUACUUCAACUUCCGACUGUGUUACCUCACUGGGAGCUUCACUAUCGCCGCUACUAUGAUCAUGUUUGUGACGGUGAGGGAGCAGGUGUGGCUGGCAGUGGUGAUGGGCGUGUGGGGCUGUGGUGUGGGCGCCUUCAUGAGCAUCUUCAACCUGGUCAUGGUCCACUACAUGGGCCUCGAUAAUUUCAUGCCCAUGCUGGGGGCCACCAUGUUGUGUAUAGCUGGCGGCUACCUCACGAUCGGCCCUUGUGUAGGUUACAUCCGUGACGCCAGCGGCAGCUAUCUCAUCACUAUCUGGGUGUUGGCCUUCACCGUCAUAAUCAGCUUCUUCCUCUGGCUGUUUAUGCCUGCUGCUGUUGCCUAUGACAAGCGUAAGAGUGCUGAGAAUGAAGUGAACAACAAGUACAAUAUCUCUGUGAUAUAAUAAUGUGGAUGGUUAAGAAACAAUUCGUUGGUGAGCAGUGAGCCAUGAGAGGAAGGAAUGAUGUACAAACUGACUCUCCAUAGCAUAGAGCCGUAGACAAACCAGAGAAGCAACAGAGGAGGAUCUUGGCUGCGCUCUCGUUAAGUGAGGCGAGUGAAGGUGCUUUACGGUUGGCUAAUUUAUUGACAAAGCUUGGAGUACAGUUUGCCUCUGAGGCAGGAGGCAAAAUGAACUUUAGUAAUGUCACAGCACCAGGGUCACUUGGGUGCUGCAUCAAUUAACUGUUCGUGAAUUCUGAUAUAAAUAUUGUUGGAUAGAAAAAGUUCCUUGACAGAGAAAGAGAGAAAAUCUGAAGUAAAUUUCUUUUUUUUUUGCCUUAAGAAGCCAGAUGAAACUUGACACUUAAUCUGAGAAAAAAGUACGAAUAUAGAGUCUGUUUCAGUAGCACCACGUUGGGAACACUGCUUCUUCUUAUCCGGUCAGCGAAGUUAAGCAAUGUUUUUAUAGAUAGAUUGCCCCCGAGGGAGCUAGUUUAUUGGGCACCCCCUUACAUCCUGUGCAAGGUGAAGUGCAAAAGCGUUUACAGCGCCCAUCUGGGAAGCAUGCGGAGUUCAUGCUUGCCUUUAUGACUCGUGCAUUAAGGGCGUAAAAGCCUGAAGGGUCAUGGGUUUUGUCAGCAAGUUACAUAAAGUGACAGUAUGAUGAGUGUGCGUUGGGUCUGGUUAGUACUCGGAUGGGUGACCCCCCCUGGCCCUUAGAUCACCAGAUGCUACUGACAUAAGGACACUACUGGAAACAAUCCUCUCAUGGCAUUGUCAGCUGUCCUUGGUCAAAUUGACUGAAUGUGAGGAUUGAUUCAGUACAAAGUUUUGGAGAAGUGUUGCUGGAACACAUACAAAGUAGAAAGUAAUGUCUGUGAUGAAUUUUUUUAAUCUGAUCGCCUGAAGGUUCAGCCUAUAACCUAUUUCACCUGAAGAUGAAGCACCCUAACGGUAACCUAACCUAAAUUAAUCCCUACUAGUAGCGUUAGUGUUUAGUCGUAAGGUGAAAUAAGUUGAAGGUAAAUCGUCAUCAAAUCCAUCUUUUGUCUCUGGGAAACCUGCAGGCGAACAUUGUAAAUAUAAUCAAGAAAGAAUAUUUUACUAUUACAACUUUUUUACAUGUUGUCUUAAGAGAAAAUUAACUAGUUAUAUUAAAACUGACCACUUAAUAAAAAUAAUAAUGAAUAAUUCUACCAUUAACCUCUUCCCCGAUUUUAUGUCGAUAAAUAUUGUCACUUCACAGAGCAUAAAAAAUAACCACGAUCU